Messenger RNA from Actinia tenebrosa (Australian red waratah sea anemone), 1616 nucleotides. RefSeq names its product sedoheptulokinase. The record is from RefSeq and is a predicted model, not a curated record. Gene Ontology annotation, molecular function: sedoheptulokinase activity. Gene Ontology annotation, biological process: phosphorylation; glycerol metabolic process. Gene Ontology annotation, cellular component: cytosol. NCBI's taxonomy places the organism in Eukaryota, Metazoa, Cnidaria, Anthozoa, Actiniaria, Actiniidae.
CACAUGUCAAAACCAAAAUGGCCGACAAAACUUUGGACCAGGAACUUUUCCUUGGAAUUGACCUCGGGACUACUUCUGUCAAAGUUACGCUUUUGGAUUAUGUUUCUAAGAAGGUUUUAAUGUUCCUUAAGGAAGACACAAAGGCUGUUAUAGUGUCCAACCAAAGUAUUUCAUCUCAACUCUCGGAACAAAACGUGGGUCUAAUUUUCACAGCUUUGAACAGAAUUCUAACUUCCAUUUCUGCAGAACUUAGGUGUCGUGUUCAAAAGAUUGGUAUUUGUGGACAAAUGCAUGGCUGUGUGUUUUGGAAAAAAGGCCAUGAAAAGUUUAAUAUUGAGCAUUUUAACGAAAGUGGAGAAUGUGACUUCAUUUCUCAUUUAAUCACUUGGGAAGACCAACGAUGCUCCACGCAAUUUUUAAAUUCUUUACCAAAAACCGAAAACUCUCUUCUCUUAUCUACUGGCUUUGGCUGUGCUACAAUAUUUUGGUUUGCCAGAAAUAAUCCGAGCUUCCUGUCCACAUAUGAAUAUGCUGGGACUGUACAGGAUUUACUCGUAGCUCUGUUGUGUGGCACGUCCAAACCGAUCAUGUCGACACAGAACGCUUUUAGUUGGGGAUACUAUAAUUUGAAGGAAAAAGCAUGGGAAAAAGAGAUGUUAGAAAAUGCUGGGUUUCCUGUUCAUUUCCUCCCCACAGUGCGCGAGCCUGGUACAGUAUCUGGAGUACUACCCAGGGCAUAUCUUGGCAUCCCUGCUGGUGCACAAAUUAGUAUUGCUCUUGGGGACUUACAGUGUUCAGUUCUUGCAAGUCUUGAGCAAAAUACUGAUGCAGUUCUCAAUAUUGGCACUUCAUCUCAGAUAGCCGUCAUCGUUCCUAGUCAGGGUUUGUGUUCUUACAAUAAUUGUAUUUUGCCAAGUAUUCAAUUUUGGCCAUUUUUUGAUGCAGCAGUAGUAGCAGUAGCAGCUUCACUAACAGGAGGAAAUGCAUUGGCAACCUUCGUUGCAACACUUCAAGACUGGAUGAAGGAAUUAGGCAUGCCAGCCAUACUCAGUAAGCAGGAACUUUAUGCAAAGCUCCUGAAAUGGGGUGAAGGAAAGACUGACACAUCUUUAAACAUAAGACCCACUUUAUGGGGAGAAAGACAUCAAACUAACUUGACUGGGAAUGUGUCUUGUAUGAGUGAAACUAAUAUCUCCUUGGGGGACAUCACAGCAUCCCUUUGCAAUGGUGUCAUUAAUAAUUUACAAACUUUAAUGCCAAGAGACUGGUUGAUUUCAUGCGGCGUGAAGAGAAUUGUGGGCACAGGAAAUGCUUUAGCACGAAAUGCAAUCCUUCAGAAACAAACUGAGAAAGUUUGGGGGUUACCGUUAGUGAUAAAAGAGGAUUCUGAUGCAUCACAUGGUGCUGCACUUGCUUUAUUUCAAAGUAAAUUAAUACAAUCUCUGGAAAAAUAAGGUGUAGCAAUAAAAAGUAUGAAAGAGUACAGCAUACAAGUCUGCUGUUGAUUAAAAAAAAAACGUUUUUCAUGAGGGUAGCACUUAAUAGCCAGUGGCUAACAAACCUGUGGCCUUCAUUCCGUGAUCGAAUUGGAAUUUAGAAGUUGAAUUUUGCGGAGA